This is a messenger RNA of Balaenoptera musculus (blue whale), 7188 nucleotides long. It is a transcript of the gene AFF3, whose product is annotated as AF4/FMR2 family member 3. Gene Ontology annotation, cellular component: nucleus; super elongation complex. Gene Ontology annotation, biological process: regulation of gene expression. Lineage: Eukaryota; Metazoa; Chordata; Mammalia; Artiodactyla; Balaenopteridae. The record is from RefSeq and is a predicted model, not a curated record.
UCUCGCCGCUCUCUGCGGAGUGUGCCUGCGCGAGCCGGCGAGCGGCGCGCGGGCGGCCCGAGCCUCGGCGGCGGCGGCGACGACGGCGGCGGCGGCGGCGCUGACACCUCCCACCAUGGACAGCUUCGACUUAGCCCUGCUCCAGGAAUGGGACCUCGAGUCGCUGUGGGGUGAAGACAUCUUAAACCAGAGGAGUGACUCUCUAGUUGUGGAAUUUCAGUCGUCAGCCAGCAGAUGCAGGAGGUAUUAUGUUGGUGUCUAUGAACCAGAUAGAAACGUGUUACGGAGGAAAGAACGAGAAAGAAGAAAUCAGGAAACUCAGCAGGAUGAUGGCGCGUUUAGUUCAAGUUACUCCCUCUUUAGUGAACCCUACAAGACUAACAAGGGGGAUGAGCUCUCCAACCGGCUCCAGAACACUUUAGGCAAUUACGAUGAAAUGAAAGACUUUUUAACGGAUAGAUCGAAUCAGAGUCAUCUCGUUGGCGUUCCCAAACCUGGGGUUCCUCAGGCUCCCGUGAACAAGAUUGACGAGCAUUUUGUUGCAGAUUCGAGAGCCCAGACCCAGCCUGCAUCCGUCUGCAGCACCACGUCCUCCACCCCAGCAGUGGUCCCUGGGCAGCAGAGUAAGAGGGGCACCGUGGGCUGGCAGAAGGCCGGGCACCCACCGUCCGAUGGCCAACAGAGAGCAACGCAACAGGGCUCUCUCAGGACCUUGCUUGGAGAUGGUGUUGGCAGACAGCAGCCGCGGACCAAACAGGUGUGCAACGUCGAGGUGGGUCUUCAGACCCAGGACAGGCCACCUGCUAUGGGAGCCAAGCACAGCGGCAGUGGCCACUGUGUUCAGAACUUUCCUCCAUCCCUGGCUUCAAAACCUAGCCUCGUCCAGCAGAAACCGACUGCCUAUGUGCGACCGAUGGACGGCCAAGAUCAGGCUCCCGAUGAGUCUCCGAAGCUGAAGUCGUCCACAGAGACCAGCGUGCACUGUGCGUCAUACAGGGGAGCCUCGGGCACCAAGCCAGAGUCCGCCAGAGCCAAGGCCAAGCUUUCCAAGUUCAGCAUCCCCAAACAAGGAGAGGAGAGUAGAUCUGGAGAAACCAACAGCUGUGUUGAAGAAAUAAUUCGGGAGAUGACCUGGCUUCCACCACUUUCAGCUAUUCCAGCACCUGGAAGUGAACCUAGCAAAUUUCCAUUUCCAAAUAAGGACUCUCAGCUCACUUCCUCGGGACACAGUAAUCCAAAGAAAGGUGAUGCUGAGACAGGAAGUCCAGACAAUGGCACAUCGAAUACAUCAAUGCUAGAAGAUGACCUUAAGCUAAGUAGCGAUGAAGAGGAGAAUGAACAGCAGGCAGCCCAGAGAACGGCUCUCCACGCUCUGUCUGACAGUGCCGGGCUCCCGCAGGCCAACUGCAGGCCCUCCGUGCCCUCCAGCAAGGGCAGCAGCAGCGGUAGCAGCAGCAGCGGGAGCAGUUCCUCCAGCGACUCGGAGAGCAGCUCGGGAUCUGACUCAGAGAGCGAGAGCAGCUCCAGCGAGAGUGAGGGCAGCAAGCCUCCCCACUACUCCAGCCCGGAGGCCGAACCAGCGUCCUCUAACAAGUGGCAGCUGGAUAAAUGGCUAAACAAAGUUAAUCCCCACAAGCCUCCUAUCCUGAUCCAAAAUGAAAGCCACGGGCCGGAGAGCAAUCAAUACUACACCCCGGUGAAGGACGAAGCGCCAGACUGCGGGAAGCUUCCCGACAACGUCUGCCCGACCAGCCUGAGAGACAAGGACAUCAAGAGCGCCUGCAAGGAGGAGCAGAGGCCGAGGACCGCGAACAAGGCCCCGGGGAACAAAGGGGUGAAGCAGAAGUCCCCGCCCGCGGCCGUGGCCGUGGCCGUGGCCGUGACCGCCGCCAACGCCCCGCCGCCCACGGUGGCAGGUGCGCCCGCCGAGAGCGCGCCUGCGCCUGCCCGGAGGUCCGCGGGCAAGAAACCCACCCGGCGCACCGAGAGGACCUCGGCCGGCGACAAUGGCCACCGGCCCGAGGAGCCCGCAGCCGCGGACGCGCUGGGGGCGAGCGCGGGGAUCCCCCCGGAGCCCCCCAAGCCCCGGCCCUGCGGCAACAGUAGGACCAGCCACCGGAAGGAGCUGCGCUCGGCCGUAACCUGCGAGAAGCGCCGCACGCGGGGGCUGAGCCGGAUCGUCCCCAAAUCCAAGGAGUUCAUCGAGACGGAGUCGUCCUCGUCGUCCUCCUCCUCGGACUCGGACCUGGAGUCGGAACAGGAGGACUUCCCUCUGUCCAAGGCCACUGCCGCCUCCGGGAACGACCCGAGGCUGAAGGAGGCUGCCAACAGCAUCAGCGGGGGCGGCCCCCGGGCCUCUGUGGGCUCUAUCAAUGCCAGGACCACCAGCGACAUCGCCAAGGAGCUGGAGGAGCAGUUCUACACACUGGUCCCCUUCGGCCGCAAUGAACUUCUCUCCCCGUUGAAGGACAGUGACGAGGUCAGGUCACUCUGGGUCAAGAUUGACCUGACCCUUCUGUCCAGGAUCCCAGAACACCUGCCCCAGGAGCCGGGGGUCUUGAGCGCUCCCGCGGCCAAGGACACUGAAAGCGCGCCCCCGAGCCACGCAUCCGAUGCGCCCGCAGAAAAGGCUUUGCCAAAAUCCAAGAGGAAACGCAAGUGUGACAACGAAGAAGACUACAGGGAGAUCAAGAAGGCUCAGGGAGAGAAGGAGAGCUCUUCACGACUCACUGCCUCUGCCAACAGUACUUUGUCCGCAAACCAUUGCAACGUGAAUGUCAACAGCUUGGCCAUCCCAAUAAAUAAAAAUGAAAAAAUGCUCCGGUCACCCACCUCACCCCUCUCCGACGCAUCUAAACACAAAUACUCCGGCGAGGACCUGACUUCCCCCAGCAGAUCCAACAGCAAUGGUUUGUUCACUUCCGCCUCCUCCAACAAAAAGCAUAAGGCUGAGAACCAGCUGCAGACCCAUGGUGGAGACCUCACGAAAGCGGCUCACAACAAUUCUGAAAACAACGUUCUCCACAAGUCACGGCCACAGACAGAGCCAUGGUCUCCAGGCGCCAACGGCCACAGGGACUGCAAGAGGCAGAAACUCAUCUUCGAUGACAUGCCACGCAGUGCAGAUUAUUUUAUGCAAGAAGCUAAGCGAAUGAAGCAUAAAGCAGAUGCAAUGGUGGAAAAGUUUGGAAAGGCUCUGAACUAUGCCGAAGCAGCCUUGUCAUUCAUUGAGUGUGGAAAUGCAAUGGAGCAGGGCCCAAUGGAAUCCAAAUCUCCUUAUACAAUGUAUUCAGAAACAGUUGAGCUCAUCAGAUAUGCUAUGAGACUAAAAACCCACUCAGGCCCCAAUGCCACACCAGAGGAUAAACAGCUGGCUGCAUUAUGUUACCGAUGCCUGGCUCUCCUGUACUGGCGGAUGUUUCGACUCAAAAGGGAUCACGCUGUAAAGUAUUCAAAAGCACUUAUCGACUAUUUCAAGAAUUCAUCUAAAGCUGCCCAAGCCCCAUCUCCGUGGGGGGCCAGUGGAAAGAGCACUGGCACCCCAUCCCCCAUGUCUCCCAACCCCUCCCCCACCAGCUCCGUGGGCUCUCAGGGGAGCCUCUCCAAUGGGAACGCCCUGUCCCCGUCAACCAUCGUCAGCAUCCCACAGCGCAUCCACCAGAUGGCAGCCAACCACGUCAGCAUCACCAACAGCAUUCUGCACAGCUAUGACUACUGGGAGAUGGCGGACAACCUGGCCAAGGAGAACAGAGAAUUCUUCAAUGACCUGGACCUGCUCAUGGGGCCAGUCACCCUGCACAGCAGCAUGGAGCACCUGGUCCAGUACUCCCAGCAGGGCCUGCACUGGCUGCGGAACAGCACCCACCUGACAUAGGGACCCCGCCUUCGGGCUGGAGGGCACUCUUGUCUUCACGGACGGCUCAACAUUUCUGGACACUGUGCUCCUGAAGUUCCCAGCCACAGCAUUUCUCAAACGGCGGUGAAUAUUUUCUCAGCAUUGAACAAUGGUCUUUUCUCCCAGGGCAUGUGCGUUUGUAUGUGUGGGUGUAGAAAAGCUGCCUGUGUAAGUGUGUAAGAUACACAGCUCUUUAGAACACGUUUUCUUUGUCUAGUUUCCAUACUCCCAGGCUAGACAAAGUGAUCAGACGUUUCUGAUUAGAGAAAACACACUUACACACACACACACACACAUACACACACACACACACUUUCUAGUUCAAAGCUAAACCGUGACUUCUUAGAACAUUCAACGAAAAUCUCAUGGGUUAGUGAACCAGGUGCAAUACAGCACACCAAAAGCUUGACUGCCAGUUAAGAUGAUCUUAGUUCUUAUACUUUUGAUUACUUUCAGUAUUAAUAUACUCUCCCCCAAUUAUUAUUUUUUUGAUUGUGUGUAUUAAUGGGUAAUUGAAUAAUGAAAAUAAGUCAGUUAUUUUUGUGCUGGACGUUUACUAGAUUGCAUGUUACCAAAUACCCUGCCUUUUGUCUAGUACCUGCCCCUUCCAGCCAACUUUACCGUCAACUAAACGUGUUAGAAAACAAGUGAAUUGACUCCCACGGGCCUUCCCUGCCCUGCCCCCCAAAACAGUAUGACCAUGACGCUGAGAGCUGGUAAAACCUCAGUGUCUUUGAAACUUCACCAACAUGAAAGCAGCAACAACUGCUUCUGGGGGCUCAGUGAGUAACUGAAAUCUUCUGCACACGCCAGGAGCCCGCCCGGCACAUGUGCUUCUUCUUCCUGCCACUGUGACCCAGGGGCUGUGGAGCCACAUGGUGUCUGUUGGCCGAUAUUUUUCUAGUCUUUUCUUUCCAUGAUAGCUUUCUUACCAGUUUUCUUGGCCUGAUGAGGACAUUACCUAGGAUGUCCCUUCACUCGGAUCUGUUUCUGUUGCUUAUCAGGUCAAGAACUAUUUGCUAUCAUGAUUCUAUCUAAUCCUCUCACUCUUGGAGAAAGUGCCACUGCGGGCCUUGAAUGCAUUUUGAUCUGGGCGAUGUGUUUCAGGCUUUGAUUAGCAAGCUGCUUACUCUACAGAAUAAGUUAUUCCUGCAAGGAUCGCGGUUCUGUCUGGGGUAGCAACGACCAGUCUGGUAUGUUUCCGUCUUGCCCUUGAUUCUUUUCUUUUUUUUUUUUUAAAUUAAGUUUACAUUUUAGUUUUUUUGACAUCUUUGUUUACAGUUUUUGUCUGAAAUUUAUUUCUUUUAUUGUCUCUCGUCAUACCCUAGAUUUGGUCUUCUUAUUAAAUAUAUUUGGAUAUAAAAAUAUUGGUUAAAAAAAAAAAGAAAAACUCCUGGAAAAGAGGAUAUACUCCCUAUACUUUAAAAACAAAAAUAAUGACCUUGAGGCCUCUCACUUGACAAAAUUGCCCCAAGAUGGCCUGAGAAAGGUGAUGUGAUGUGUGGAACAAUCCAUUUUUCAAGGUGAUGGUAACACAAAACGUUUAUAACAGAUACUGAUGGUCUUAUUGGUUUGGUUGCAAUGUUAAUAUCUUUGUCAGCCUGAUCUGUAGGUGGGAAAUAAGAUUGCUGUCAUUCCCUAGCUCUAAGCACUGAUUUAAAACCUUACAAAUGAUUGAAUAGCUUUGGUGAUUUGAAAUUCAUUUAAAUGAACAAGUGAAGGCUUUGUGCAAUUUGCAUUUGAUGUUGGCCUUCAAGCAUCUGGAAAUAUUAACAGUACUUCUUUUUUACAUUUAUUCAACUGAGGUGCUUCUGACAUUCCUUUCACUAAUUGUUGCUAGAGUUCCCAAUCCCACUGGAGUCUAACUUAAGAAAUUUUGAAUUUUUUUUUUUUUUUGGAAGACUGAGGCUUAGUUGUACUCACUCCUGCUGAAUUCUGAUGAAAUGUUCAGACUCUCACAUAAAGGGAUGGCCCCCAGGGUCCAUGGUGCAUCCCUGGGGUGCUUUUCUGGUCUUGCCCACCUUUCAGUCUCAGGCCUCGUGGUGGUGUUCACGUGAUGCGCUCACCUGUGAAACCCAUUUAAACACACAGGUGGCCUCUGGCUAGUUGUGCCAGCAGCACCACAUCAGCACUCGGUGAGCCGCGUUUCCAACAAAACGUGAAACUGGUCAUUUGGGGGCCGUCACAGCACGCCAUUCUCAGUGUCUUUUGUUUCAUUGGUAGAGCAUGUUGGGGGGGCAGUGGUGGCAGUGGUUUUUCCUUGCUUUGGCAUUGAUGCUUUUGAUAAGGAAGCAUCUUCUGAUUGUUGCUGGUUUCUUUUAGUUAGCUUUGUUCAAAGUAGAAAUAUCUUUCUUGUGUUUUCUGGUUAUGAAAGUCAUACAUGCUCAUGGUAGAAAUUUGAACAAUACAGAGAAGUAUAAAGUAGGAAGUAUUCAGUCCCAUUCCCCAGAGACAACACUGCUCAUCCUUUUCCUGUAUAUCCUUCUAGAGAGUCUCCCAUUUGAACGUAGAAUGUCUAUCAUCAUUUUUUUCUAUUUGAAGACAUUAUUUCAUCAGAAGUUCAGUACAAGUUCAACUGGCCUUAUCCCUCCAUGACCUGAACGGACCUGGGUCACAAUUGUUAGAGUUAUCUUUGAAAGAGAGGAACCCAAAUAUAUUCCUGAUCAAAAUGUGGGAUUUGUUACCAUUCGACACAGAUCAGACUAAUGUGGAGAAUUGUGCUUGGAAAGAGAGGUUUGGUUAAAACACAUUUCUGGAAACUUUCAAAUCACAAAGGGAAACUCGGACCCACUGUCUAAAGAGGAAUGUACUGGAAAAAAAAAAUCUGAAGAGUUGACAAAUUGUGUACUAGAUUGAACACAUGGAAUCAAUGCAAUGAGCCUUCUGCACUAAAACGUACCCUCGUAUCUGCAACAAUGAUGUGUGUAUUAUAUAACAGUGAUGUGUACAUUUCUGACAUCCCAUACAUAAUACACAGUUUGUAUAAAUGCAUACGUUUAAAAAUAUAUAUGUACAAUACAGCUAACAUAAAACUGUAGUACGCCUGAAGGAUAUGACUAGUGCCUAAUAUUGAGUAUAAGUCACUACGUGUUCAAAUCACCUCAGAAGUGCAGUAAUUGUUAUCAAAUUAAUCAGUGCAGCCAACCUUAUUUAUGAACCACAUCUUUGAAACUGUGCAGUAGUAUAUACAUAUAUAUUUUUAAAUAACAUUUUUCACAGUUUUCCAGAGUUACUGUUGAAAUCUGUAUCACCAAAAAAAAAAAAAAAAAAAAGCAAGAUUUUUUUAAAUGAUG